AUGUCAGUUGAAAUCCCCUCCGACUCGGUCCUCACGAACGUCUUCAUCGACGGCUACGAGGUGAUGGCCACCACGGACGCCUUGCAGUACGGAACGUUGGAAAUCCAAGGCGUGAUCAUGAGCGACGACGGACAACAAGAGGAGCUGCAAGUCCGGGUAGUCAAGAUGCGGCCGUCGGAUUCCUAUAUGGGCGGCAAUUGGAGCGACGCAAAAGGCCAAGUGACAAUCAAGAGGUCGAACCUGACUGUCCGCGAGUGA
Molecule: messenger RNA, 258 nt
Organism: Gaeumannomyces tritici R3-111a-1
Lineage: Eukaryota; Fungi; Ascomycota; Sordariomycetes; Magnaporthales; Magnaporthaceae
Exons: 1
Coding region: 1-258 (85 amino acids)
Source: RefSeq, a predicted model, not a curated record